Messenger RNA from Polistes dominula (European paper wasp), 2223 nucleotides. RefSeq names its product PI4KA lipid kinase complex subunit hyccin (gene Hyccin). The record is from RefSeq and is a predicted model, not a curated record. Gene Ontology annotation, biological process: protein localization to plasma membrane; phosphatidylinositol phosphate biosynthetic process. NCBI's taxonomy places the organism in Eukaryota, Metazoa, Arthropoda, Insecta, Hymenoptera, Vespidae. Gene Ontology annotation, cellular component: plasma membrane.
AAAAAUAUAAGAAGAUAAAUGAAAGAAGAAUUAAAUGCGAAUAAUAAUGACAGAUAGAGUGUAAAAAAGAAAUAUUAAAAGAAGUUGGCGCUGUAGUAGCUUAGGAAUAGUGGGCAGUACAGUAGGGAUUUAAGCCUAGACAGGAUGUAUAUGAGUUACGUGUGUUCAGAAAUUUUUAGACACGAUUUUAACUGAUUUGAGUUAACUAUCGAUAAGGUAGCGAUUUGUCAAUACUCAGACCUUAAUAACGCGAAUUUAUACACUUGGCUGCUGUCAGCUGCAAUCAUUAAUAAGACUAAUAAUACGACGAUGAUAAUUAAUAAUACAUCGACAUUAAUAUUCGACUGAGAUAGCAUUAUUAAAAACUUGGUUCAAGCAGAAAAUGACAGAAAGCUUGAUAAAUGAAUGGUUGGCAGAUUGUGGAGAUAUAUCACCAUCUAAACUUCAUACCUUUGCUAAUACAUUAUCACAAGAUAAUGAGAUAGUUAGAGCACUUUACGUAUUGCUCGAAGAGCGUAGCAAAUAUAGCCAGCUUGUAGAUACGGUUUGUAAUCAACUAUUUGAUUUCUAUCGUUCUCAAGAGAUAGAACUCAGAAGAUUUACUUUGCAAUUUUUACCUACGCUGAUAUUUAUUUAUUUAAAUUCUGCUGCACAUGGCGAUAUCAAGAAUUGCCGUACAGUUGAAACUCUUCUAAUUGGAUUAUAUAAUCUUGAAGUAGUGGAUAAAUCUGGACAACAAAAGGCAGUUUCUUUUCGAUUACCAUCUCUCGCUAUGUUAUCUAUAUAUCACGAGCCUGCAAGUUUGACACCAGCAUCCUUAACCGAAAGUGCAGUACGUCGUUUCGAAGAAUGCAAUACAAAACUUGUUAGUUGGGGCCCUUUACGUCAAGUAGAAACACUGAAUGCUCAAAAUAGAUUGAAAGUGAUGACCGCUCUACUUUUUAUUUACAACCAACAACUGGGUUAUAUAAAUAAGUUUGCUUUGGAGCAAUUGUGCAAAGUUGCAACAAAGCUUGUUACUCAAGGUUUUACAAAACCUGGACACCAUCAACGAUCUUCAUAUGGCAGCGAAUCUAGUUUUGUUCCAAGACUUUUACCACGCAUACCAGUUUCAACUCAAUUUCUUCUUGAAUUUCUUCAAGCGGUAUAUUUUGCAAUGUACAAUGAUUGUUGGUAUAUAGCAAGUCAAGCUGUGGAGGAUAUACACAACAGAGCGUGUUAUGAAAUGUAUCCUGAUGUAAUGUUGGUUACAAAUGCCAUACGAAAUUCAGCUAAUUCUGGACCAUCUGGUCAAUCGAGUGAUGGAUCAAUUGGUAUUUGUGUUGCAUUGUCUUCUGUAACUGCAACUCCAACAAUAUCCAAAUCUAUGAUUACAAAUGCAUCUUUCCGCACUAAAAAAUUACCAGAUGAUCUGGAUGAAAAAUUGUUUGCGGAUGAGUUACACAGUACUGAAGUUGAGAAGCAUCAACAACCAACAUCGUCUGGAAGUAAUAAACGUCGUAGUUGGCUUUGGAAGCAUGCUUUUUCCAAUUCUCUCGAUGAGGAUGAUAUUGGCAAAACUCAUUCUUCCACCUCUCUGGAAAGUUCCAGACGAGGGAGCACGUGCAGCAAUCAAAACUCACCAAACAGAUCACCUUAUAAAAAGAAUAAAGAAAACCAACGAAAAGUUGUUGGUGAUAAUAGUAUUGAAGAUGGUAUUAUAAAACAAAGACAAUGGAAAGAUACAACAGAAAUAUACGAUUCGGUUUAUAAUGAAAAUAGAUUAAAUACCAGUACACAUUUAUAUAGUGUAUUAGAAGAACAAGCUUUAGGAGAGGCUAUUCAAGAAUCAUCGGAAAGUUUGUAUACAGGAAGCAGUACAACAACAGGCACUUUUGCUACUACCAUUGCAUUAUCAACAAAUACAUGGUAUUCAAUAUAAAGUCGUUGCAAUCUAGGAUCACUUAAUCUUUGCCAAAGUUCUUCACCAAUCACGCGAUUACAAUAUUUGAUUUAAUACGAGCACUAUUAACCACUUCUAUGAUCAAUAACUUAUGCAAUUAUAUAUAUAUAGAUUAUGACUAUUUCAGAAAUAUUAUCCCACCAUCAAGUGAUGUGGAAUACAAGUACAUACAAAGCACAUAUUAUGUGUGCCCAAAAAACUGCAUGCAUAAUGCAAUAUAUAUUUAGUUUAAUGCACCUAAACCAUUUGGUAUAUAUAUACAUAGAUUAAAACUACACAAA